Messenger RNA from Iphiclides podalirius (scarce swallowtail), 522 nucleotides. NCBI's taxonomy places the organism in Eukaryota, Metazoa, Arthropoda, Insecta, Lepidoptera, Papilionidae. The record is from the annotation of a GenBank genome assembly.
AUGGCGGUGUUGAAGAAAACACGAGGCCUCUACACGGCGGCUACGCGAGGCGGCCAGCGAGCCCAGUGCCGCAUUCGGGGACGCGGGGCGGGCAGUCCGCAGCCGACAGUCAUGCCUCGCGCCGCGGGCACGGUCGCACUGCUCUACGUCACGCUACUCACCGCGCUCGUCGCGUGCAUGGAGGAGGGAUGCACGGACUGGGAGGGCAAGGCGGUGGCGCACGGUCUGCUGUACGUACCGGGCCCUGGGGCUUGCUCCCUGUGCGUCUGCUACCACGCGGAGCCGAUGUGGUGCAAGGCCAUCUACUGCGACCCACCCUACUUCUGUAAGAACUUCCGCGUCGGCGAGCGGUGCUGCGAAUUCGAGUGCCUCGACCCGCCCGGCGAGGACACGCGCUACCGCGAGAGGCAGCGGCUGCGGGCGCUCAUCCUCUCCGGGAACUCAUCGGCGCCGCACCCCGAGCCCUCCCUCCGGCUCAAGGCUGGCAUCUCACUGCUGGCGGUCGCCGUAGCCAGGCUCGUA